Brassica oleracea var. oleracea is the source of this 902-nucleotide messenger RNA. Its product is annotated as dihydrolipoyllysine-residue acetyltransferase component 1 of pyruvate dehydrogenase complex, mitochondrial-like. The record is from RefSeq and is a predicted model, not a curated record. The transcript is spliced from 9 exons. Gene Ontology annotation, cellular component: mitochondrion; pyruvate dehydrogenase complex. Gene Ontology annotation, molecular function: acyltransferase activity. NCBI's taxonomy places the organism in Eukaryota, Viridiplantae, Streptophyta, Magnoliopsida, Brassicales, Brassicaceae. Gene Ontology annotation, biological process: pyruvate decarboxylation to acetyl-CoA. Bases 176 to 667 code for a protein of 163 amino acids.
CAUUUUUUCUGAAUAUUUUUAAUAAAGUGCUGCCAUGGUGCUUCCGCUCCUCCGGCACGCAGCGAUCGCACGCACGUCUUCUCGCUCCUGCCUCCGGCUUCCACACUCGAAAACCAUGGUGUUAAAGUGUCCGCCAAUGACAUAGUUAUUAAAGCAGUGGCAGUCGCACUGAGGAAUGUACGACAAGCUAAUGCUUUCUGGGAUGCUGAGAAAGGAGAAAUUGUUAUGUUGGAGGGAUGUUGACAUAUCAAUUGCAGUUGCAACUGAGAAGGGCUUAAUGACUCCAAUUAUCAGGAACGCUGACCAAAAAUCUAUUUCUGCUAUUUCCUUAGAGGUAAAGGAGCUGGCACAAAAGGCACGAUCUGGAAAGCUUGCUCCCCAUGAGUUUCAGGGAGGGACAUUCAGCAUUUCAAAUCUCGGAAUGUAUCCUGUGGACCAGUUCUGCGCAAUCAUUAACCCCCCUCAGGCUGGAAUUCUAGCAGUUGGUAGAGGGAAUAAAGUUGUUGAGGCACUUAUUGGAGCAGAUGGAGUUGAGAAGCCUUCGGUUGUAACGAAAAUGAACGUGACGCUAUCCGCUGAUCAUCGAAUCUUUGAUGGACAAGUUGGAGCUUCGUUUCUGGCUGAAUUGCGUUCAAACUUUGAAGAUGUUCGAAGACUUCUUCUUUGAGAAAAGAUUCAACUGUUGAUCAGAUAGAAUCUUGGGGGAUUACUACUACAUAAUAAACCUUGGACACACGUGCAUAUCCACUUUUUUUCUUUCCAUUUGGCUACCAACUAACAAAAAUAUUGGUUUUGGUUUACAAUUCUUCUCAUAGAUUCGUAUCUUCCUGAAUCCUGAAGUAUUUUUGUUUGCCAGUCCUCUGAAAAAUAAAUAAUUUCUUUAGCAGCUGCCAAGAACUCAA